Messenger RNA from Jaminaea rosea, 2610 nucleotides. RefSeq lists its product as hypothetical. The record is from RefSeq and is a predicted model, not a curated record. The transcript has 3 exons. Gene Ontology annotation, biological process: apoptotic process; negative regulation of toll-like receptor 9 signaling pathway. NCBI's taxonomy places the organism in Eukaryota, Fungi, Basidiomycota, Exobasidiomycetes, Microstromatales. Bases 211 to 2430 code for a protein of 739 amino acids.
CGAGUCGGCGCUUUGGAUCAACAGCCAUGUCCAGCGGUGGAGAGUCUGGGUCUACGCACUCGAGGGAUACGUCAAUACUUGGCGGGCCAAUGAAUUCUGUUCGAGAGGACGCCGCGACCACGCCCCCCACGCAAACGCCCGCGCCGCCACCGGCACCGCCAGUAGACGACGAUGCGAUGAGCCUCGCCUUUCACGAAGUCGGUGGGGCAGAUGGUGAAGAAGCAACUGGCCAUGGAGGAGGCGAUGACGAUGACGGCGAGGCCAACUUUGCCCGGGGCGCUGUUAUCUUCGAGGCCAUGUCGGAUGCUCACUCGGACACUGACGCGCGGACCACCCGUUGGCCCGCCACCUCUGCCUGCUCGCCGCAAAGCCAGCACUACAUACACGGACACACCAACGAGAGAAGCCUCACCGCCACCGCCUCUGCCGCAGCCAGUUCGCGAUGCCAGUCCAGAGCGACGCCGUCGUGCCGCGCUUAACAAGAAGGCUCGCGACGACUGGGAAAAACACAUCCUGAAGGCCGACUGGGAGGAGCUCGAAGUCUCACGCUACCUCAGUCUUUUUGGCAAAGACGUCCACGAGGUUCGCUCGACUGCGCCGUUGGACCCUCACAACUUCACGCACUCGGCUUUCCCUUCCAAGAUUGAGUGGACCAACUUCGACCAUGACGAGCCCAAGUUCAAUGCGUCUGGAUACUACAUUGCCUGCCUUACUGCGCUUCUCUCCUACUUGUCGCCGAAUCAGAUGGUCGACCUGCAGCGCGGCACGAAGCACCUGACCGACGAGGCAGAGGAGGAAGAAGAUGAAGACGAAUUCCAGCAAGAAUUCCGCCUCGCCACCCUCCGAGCAAGCGGACAGCGCCUCUACUACAGCGCCUUGCCUCUCUGGGAGGCCCUCGGCUCACGCUUGCGAAAGACGUGGCGCUGGGAAUCCAAGUCGGGCUCGCUGCUCUGCCUGAUUGGCUAUACCUUUCUCUGGUGGCGAGGCUUGCUCAUUGCCAGCUUGAUCUUUUCGGUCAUCAUGCUCGUGCUGGGGUUGAAGAGUAGGCCGCCACCACCAGAUACGCUGAGAGAUGUGUUGGCCAGGCAGCGGCGCCGGGAAGAGGAGGAAAGGCGACAGGCUCAGGCCGUUGUGCCGACCAGUAUGAGGGCAAGUGCGGCCCCGGCUGCGAAGCGCAGUCAGUACAGUCUCGUUGUUGAGGCGUCCCAGAACUACGGCCUCACCGCCUCCACCCUUGCCGGAGCUCUCGCCGACGGACAUGAGCGAGCGAAGAACUUUGGUCUGUGGCGCUCCCCGCGUGCAACGUGGCGCCUUCUCUUCUGGCUGUCCAUCUCCUUCUUCGCCUCUUUGGCUCUCAAGCCUGCCCACCUCAUCCGCGUAUCAGGAGCCGUCCUCGGCAUCCUCUUCUUCUUCAUCGCGCCCAUCGUGGAGCACAAGCCCCACUGGCUGGGCAUGGAGUGGUCCAACCCUUUCGACUGGAUUUUUGCGGGCGUGCCGAAUGAUGCACAGUAUAGCAUGGAGGUCCUCAGGAGUAGAGCGCAGCUGGGCAAGCCGCUCGUUGGGGACCCGGCGCUACUUAUGCGACCGGAGAGCGAAUGGAAGUCGCAAGAGGUGGUCACCUCGACGGAGGGCGAGGAAGGCAGCGAGAAGAUUGACUGGACGCGCUGGGCUGACCUUGUGCUUCGGGGCAAGUCGAUGGCUAUUCGAGGCACCGAGGUUCUGGCUGGGUCGCGCUCUGUCCAGCUCCCGCGUGUACCUGUCGGCACAAUCGACGCAUCGACAAGCCGCAGCUCUGCGCUCCUCUCGCAUCUGUCUAGAGGGGUCAACAUGGGCAUCACAGCCCUCGAGAACAAGAGCAAGAGUACCGCAGCUCAGCAGCCAUCUUUGGCAAAAGGGCGAGGCGAUCGAGCAGUGACCGCCUCAGCCGGUGCUUCGAUCGACGAGGCUGACGUGGACGGCACCUUCUGGGCUGUCUACGACGGCUGCUGUGGGCAUGUAGUCAUCACGCCGCACGCCGUUCUCUUCCGCUCCCUUUUCGCCAAGCGUCCUCGAGGCAGGCGAGGGCUCAGCGUCAAUGCCUCCGCAAGCAACGUCGACGACGAGCAGCCGCUUCUCGAUGCGCGCACCGGCCAGCUCACCGUCCCGGAGUCAGAGCUGGCCUCUGAGUCUGCGCCACCACCCAAGGUCAAGGUGCUCUUCCAGUGCAAACUCGACGCUGUCAAGGGGAUCAAGAAACUCGCCCCUGCCGGCAGCAGGGCUGGAGCCAUGGCGCUUGGCUCUUCGACAUGGGGUCUGGCGGCGGGCGAGGGCUUGAGGCUGGUACUAAAGGGCAGAAGAGGCGAGGUCGACUUUUACCAGGUUAGAGGCAGGGAUGAAGCUUUCAACCGGCUGCUGGCUUUGGCACCGCAGCAAUGGCAGCGGGUAAAUUGAAACCACGGAUUGCAAUGCCAAAAGCCGUUCGUCAUUGUCUUCUUCGAAUGAAUGGCCGAGCCGGCGCGUCCGAAAUUCUGCUCGGGGCACAACGAGCAGCUCUGACGAGGCGAUGGUCCCCUUCUGUGACGCCCUAGGCCCUGCAGAUGUACUUAAUGCCGCCGACGGCGCAUUCGUUAC